This is a messenger RNA of Gymnogyps californianus (California condor), 2109 nucleotides long. RefSeq names its product translin associated factor X interacting protein 1 (gene TSNAXIP1). The record is from RefSeq and is a predicted model, not a curated record. Gene Ontology annotation, cellular component: cytoplasm. NCBI's taxonomy places the organism in Eukaryota, Metazoa, Chordata, Aves, Accipitriformes, Cathartidae. The transcript is spliced from 16 exons.
AUGGCGGCGCGCCGCGCUCCGCCGGGCGGGACUGCUCCUGAAUCUUCCUCUGAGACUCUGGAUUGCCAAACACGUAUCAACAGUCUGAAAUACAUCCUGUCCAAGACACAGAAGACUCCGUCUUUUCAGCUUUCUGCUCGAGGCCACUGGUCCACAUGGCCUGCAUUUGCAUCCGGGCAGACCGUCCUAAAGAAUCACAAACCCUGCUGCGCCCCGGAGAAGAAACAGCCUAGCAACAAGCAGGCCCUUCUCACUAUUCCAAAGCCACGAUACUUGGAGCAACUGGAGUCCUACUUAAGGGAAGAGCUGCGGUCUCUUGAUCUGACUAAAAAGAACUCCCAGGAACUGAAGUUACAGCCCUACAGAGAGAUCUUUGAAUUCUUCAUAGACAACUUCAAGAUCUAUAAGCCCUUGCUGUCAGCUAUAAAGAAUGAAUAUGAAGUUACUUUGGCUCAUCAGAAGAAGACAAUUCGUGCCCUAGAGCCCCUGAAGGCUAUGGUCACAACUGUCUCCGAGGAGUGCACCCGGCAGAUACUGGCACUGCAGGAAAAGGAGAAAGAUGAAAUAAAUGCGUUAAAGCAAGAGAAACAACGUUUGUUAAAGUUCAUUGACAACAUGAAGGAAGAAAAGAAUUCUCUUCAGACUCAGGUGGAGCAUCUGCGGACGAGCGUGUCUGAGGAGUAUGCUCGCUACCUCAAUGAGUACGGUGCCCGCAAACUGCUUCUAGCAAAACUGAAUGAUAUGCAGAACGAACGGCUGGACAUGAGACGUCACCAAGUCCAAGACGUCAAGGGUGAAGAUGUGGUGAAGUUAACUUUGGCAUUAAAGAUAGCUCGGCAGGACCUCACAAAAGCCCAGGUGAAGCUGAACACAAUGAUAGCAGACUACGGAGAUGUUGUGCCCAGGAGAGAUUUUGAAUCACUGGAGAAAAAAUACUCUGAUUUACUUCAGGAGAUGAAGACUCUGCGGAAGGAUUUUGAUCAGCUCCGUAAGGAAUAUGAAACACUGCUGGAAAUCCACAGAGAGACUGCAGAAGAGCGAGACAACUUCUGCGCUGAACUCCAGCGAGUUCAGCGCAACUGCACGCCCCGGCCAAACUGGGCAAAGUGUUCAGAGGUGAUUCCUGGUGGAGCUGACCGGUGGGGCUGUCUGGCUGAGGGGAAGACCAGCGAUCAGUUGGUGGAUGUGCUUCUGGAAGAAAUAGGAACAGGAGUGCUAAAAGAGAUAAACGUCUUCCCUGGAUGGGGCAAAGGUGACAAGGUUCCUGUGUACCUGAGGCACGAAGGUGAAGUCAAGAACAAAAAGCUGACUAAGACGGAUGCGGUGAACAUCCUCAAGGAUGUCUGGAAGGAGAAAAUUGCACUAGAACAGCAGACGGGGAAGCGAUCCAGUCUGCCGGAGUUCUUUCUCAGCUACCUCCAGAAGAAGUACGGCGAUGCCGCUGCCAUGGAAUGGUCUUACACCCUCUACGAGAACAUGCGACUCUGUCGAUCAAACCAUGUCCUGAGCUCAUUCUACGACAUACUCACGGGAAGGUAGGUGGGCGAAGAACAGUACCACGGCCAGAAUCAGCUCAUUUCCAACCUGCAAAAGGAGCUGGCUGCCUGCGACAGCUCAAACAGCGGAUCCCUGACCAGCAAGCAGUUCAGCACGGCUGUGAGGGAAGCUUUUCCCCUGAAAAGGAAAGAGUCGAUCCAAGAACUAGUCGAUGCAAGCAGGUACAAGCUGGACAGCACUGAAGACCUCAUCGACUACGUAUCCUUAUUCAAAGAAGAUGAGGAGGGGAACGCUGAACCUUUCGUUGCAAAGCUCAGGAGCCAGUAUGUCAGGGAGAAGCAGGAAUAUCUGAGACAGCUGAAGAACAAGCUGGGAGAUUUAACAGAGGUGAACGCAGAUGAUCUGAAGACCGCCUUCUGCGCCAUCGAUCCUGAUAUUGAUGAUCAGACGCUAGAUACCUACAUUCGCCUGGCUUAUCGGGUCCGAAGAGAACAGCCAGACCAAGAAGUUGUCCCUGUGGAAACUGCACUUGAGAGACUGCUCGCUGGAGAUGUGAGACGAGUAGGGCCCUCACCCAGGGAGGGAAGCACAACAGGCUUUGAAGGAGAGUAA